AUGGAUCUGAGCAAUGGCAGCAGCGGCGGUGGAGGGGGCGAGCUGCACAACAACCAGUUCUAUCAGUGCGAGGAGAACAAGCCUUUGCUGGGGGACUCCGAGGGCAACAACAACAGUAAAGUGGCUGCGGGGCCGUGCAAGAGGAGCCUGCUCCACUGCGGGGGAGGGGGGAUGCGCUACAAGCUGCUCCAUGAGGGGGACAUCCAGGUGUGCGUGCUCAAGCAUCCACGGACCUUCCUCAGCAAGAUCCUCAGCUCCAAGUUCCUGCGCCGCUGGGAGCCACAUCACCUCACCCUGACCGACAGCAGCAUCAGCUCGGCCACGCCCACCGGUUACAUGGAGGCGUCCCUGUCAUACAGCUGCAUAGAGGACCUGCAGCUCCUGGCCUGGGACAACGCCCCCAAAUACUGUGUCCAGCUCAGCUUCCCCGGAGGCACCGUCCUUCUACAGGCUGCAAACAGUUAUCUACGAGACCAGUGGUUUCACUCGUUACAGUGGAAGAAAAAGAUUUACAAGUACCGCAAGGUUUUGACCAACCCGAGCCGCUGGGACGUGGUUCUAAAAGAGAUCCGUGCGCUGGUGGACAUGGCGCUGACCUCACCGCUGCAGGAUGAGUCCAUUCAUCAGGCCCCUUUGCACAUCAUCUCCACCCUGCUGGCCGAGAACUCCAAUCUCAGCGCUCAGGAUCACGAAAACAUCAUUGUUGCCAUCGCUCCUCUGCUGGAGAACAACCACCCGCCUCCCGACCUGUGCGAGUUCUUCUGUAAGCAUUGUCGAGAGCGGCCGCGUUCUAUGGUGGUGAUCGAAGUCUUCACGCCUGUGGUUCAGAGAAUUCUUAAACACAAUAUGGACUUUGGAAAGUGUCCUCGCCUGCGCCUCUUCACUCAGGAGUAUAUUUUGGCUUUGAACGAGCUGAACGCCGGGAUGGAGGUGGUCAAAAAAUUCGUCCACAGUAUGCACGGCCCAACGGGACAAUGCCCUCACCCUCGAGUCCUGCCAAACCUGGUGGCUGUGUGUCUCGCUGCCAUCUACUCCUGUUAUGAGGAGUUCAUCAACAGCCGAGAUAACUCUCCCAGCCUCAAGGAGAUCCGUAACGGGUGUCAGCAGCAGAACGAGAGAAAACCCCCAAUGCCCCUGCGCCUGCUCCGCGCUGAGCCCCCCACACCGCCCCCGUUGUCUGGGAGCCCCCCACAGAUUGUACAGAACGGGACGUCCAGCCCGGCCCCAGCCAUCCCCAUCUCCCCCACACCGCCCCCCACAUCGCUGCCACUCUCCCCUCCUCUGUCCGUGGUCAACUCCAGUGAGAUCCUAGUGGAGCUGGAGCGCAACAACAACAACAACACCACUAAUGCCAAGAGGAAGGUGGGGCCAUCAGGGGGCGACAGCGAGCCCAACCUGAUCGACUGUCUCCUGGUCAGCCCCGCGGUCAACACCUUGUCCAUCCAGCUCCCUGCUCAGGCCGACCGCGUGCUCGGAUGCUUUGCCCUCAUCCUCAAAAUGCUGUCGGACUAUGACGACUGGAGGCCGGCUCUGGCCAGCCUUCUGCAGCCCAUCCCCUUCCCUAAAGAGGCCCUUGCACAUGCCAAAUUCACAAAGGAGCUGAAGUACGUGAUCCAGAGGUUUGCAGAAGACCCUCGACAAGAGGUUCACUCAUGUCUGCUGAGCGUGCGUUCUGGUAAAGACGGUUGGUUCCAGCUGUACAGUCCUGGGGGCGUGGCCUGUGAUGACGAUGGAGAGCUGUUUGCCAGUAUGGUUCAUAUCCUCAUGGGCUCUUGUUACAAGACCAAGAAGUUCCUUCUGUCUCUGGCCGAAAACAAGCUGGGGCCCUGUAUGCUGCUGGCCCUCAGAGGGAACCAGACUAUGGUCGAGAUCCUGUGCCUGAUGCUGGAGUACAACAUCAUAGAGAAUAAGGACACACAGCUGCAGAUCAUCUCCACUCUGGAGAGCACUCAGGUCGGUCUGCGCAUGUACGAGCAGCUGUGUGACCGGCAGAGGGAGCUCAAGGAACUGCAAAGAAAAGGAGGCCCCACACGCCUCACUCUGCCCUCCAAGUCCACGGAUGCCGAUUUGGCUCGUCUAUUGAGCUCAGGGUCCUUUGGGAACUUGGAGAACUUAAGUCUGGCCUUCACCAAUGUCACCAGUGCCUGUGCUGAGCAGCUCAUCAAGCUGCCGUCACUCAAACAGCUAAACCUGUGGUCCACUCAGUUUGGAGAUGCGGGGCUGCGGUUGUUGUCGGAGCACCUGGCCUGUCUACAAGUGUUAAACCUGUGUGAGACGCCAGUCACUGACGCCGGGCUGCUGUCCCUCAGCUCAAUGAAGAGUCUGUGUAGUCUGAACAUGAACAGCACCAAACUCACGGCGGACACGUACGAAGACCUCAAGGUCAAACUGCCCAAUCUGAAAGAUGUCGAUGUCCGGUACACAGAGGCCUGGUGA
Knipowitschia caucasica is the source of this 2436-nucleotide messenger RNA. NCBI's taxonomy places the organism in Eukaryota, Metazoa, Chordata, Actinopteri, Gobiiformes, Gobiidae. The record is from the annotation of a GenBank genome assembly.